GCGGGGAAGGGUCUGGCGGUGCAGACGCGGGCCCUUUGGGGAGCUGAGUCCGGCACCGGGGAGUGGAUCCAGGAAGAGCGAGGAGGUCUCGCACAGGGAUCGCUCGGGUCCAGCUCCAAGCCUGCUCCCCACCAGGAGGGGCUUGCGGGGCGAAAGGGCUCUAGAUACGGGAUGGAGGCCCCGGGGAGCUCCUCCUUCUGACUUUCUCCUAGGUUCUGCCAGAAACUUCUGCAAGGGUGGUGCUGAGAGGGAUCCCUGGGGGCUCCCAAAGGCCCCAGCAGAGGCUGGGCAGAAGACAGGAUCCCAGGGAUUGGCCCGCCCCUGAUGCAGGUCGGGGAAAGGGGGGCGCCCAACCCCCCAGGCCCAACUGAGCUUCCCUGCCUUCAGCCCCGCGAGCCAAGCCGCGACCCGCGGCCUGAGUUGCCAGGACAACCACUGCCCGGGCCGGGCCCCGGGAGGGCUAAGAGGCGGUGCUUGGCCCCUUCCCCCUAGACGGGCAGGGGGCGGGGCUUCCCUUCUGACUGCGGACUAGAGGGGAGCCCAGAUUCCUAGGCGGCGGGGCAUUACUGUCCGGGGAGGCCUGGGAUCGGCUCAGGUCAAAGUCCCUUUUGCCACACAAAGGGGCCCCAAGACUAGAGUCUACAUUCGGAGGUGCAGAGCCAGAUCCAAGGCCUCGGAGUCCCACAGCACCUCCUUAUGGCCAAGCGGAGGAACGCCACCUCCUUUAGUCCCUCCCCGCCCCCACUGCCUGGUAGCUCAAGCUGUCCCUUUAAGAGGCUGGCGGCGCCGCGGAGCGAGGCGGACUGUACCACCGGCCUCGGGCCGUGGGGGAAGAUCUCAGGCUGACUGGUGCUCGCCGCUGAGACUCCAGCAGGAAGUCCUGUUCGGCGGGGCCUCAGGGCUCCAGAUGGGGGGGCCACGUUCUUCCGCAGAGGAUCUGGGGAUCCUCGAGCUGGAAACGCGGCACUGGCGGCGAGAAAGGCGGGCACACCUUCCCGCCCCAGCCGCAAGUCCUGCCCCGGGUCCACCUCCGCUCGGGAUUCUUAAAGGGCCCGCAGGCCUGGGGGCGGAGCCAGCAGAGGCGCCGAGCCGGGGCAGUGCCUGGGUGAACGGCCGGAGCGGGCUGGGCUGGGCCCGGGAUGGCGGUAGCCCUAGCGCGGGUCCGGGUGGCGCCCCGCGCGAGUUCCUGAGCUGGUGCCAGGCAGGUGACACUUCCUGCAACCCCCAGCAUGUGGGCAGGCCCAGGCCCCACUGUUAUACUGGCCCUGGUGCUAACGGUGGCAUGGGCCAUGGAGCUCAAGCCCACAGCGCCACCCAUCUUCACGGGCCGGCCCUUUGUGGUAGCGUGGGAUGUGCCCACACAGGACUGUGGCCCACGCCUCAAGGUGCCACUGGACCUGACUGCCUUUGAUGUGCAGGCCUCGCCUAAUGAGGGUUUUGUGAACCAGAACAUCACCAUCUUCUAUCGCGACCGUCUAGGGUUGUAUCCACGCUUCGAUUCAGCUGGGAGGUCUGUGCAUGGUGGUGUGCCACAGAAUGGCAGUCUCUGGGCACAUCUGAAGAUGCUGAAGAGACGUGUAGAGCACUACAUUCGGACACAGGAGCCUGCGGGGCUGGCGGUUAUUGACUGGGAGGACUGGCGGCCUGUGUGGGUGCGUAACUGGCAAGACAAGGAUGUGUACCGCCGGUCAUCACGCCAGCUGGUAGCCAGUCGCCACCCUGACUGGCCAUCAGACCGAGUAGUCAAGCAGGCCCAGUAUGAGUUUGAGUUCGCUGCACGGCAGUUCAUGCUGGAGACACUACGCUAUGUCAAAGCAGUUCGCCCCCAGCACCUCUGGGGCUUCUACCUCUUUCCUGACUGCUACAAUCAUGAUUAUGUGCAGAACUGGGAGAGCUACACAGGCCGCUGCCCUGAUGUUGAGGUGGCCCGCAAUGACCAGCUGGCCUGGCUAUGGGCAGAGAGCACGGCCCUCUUCCCCUCUGUCUACCUGGACGAGACGCUCGCUUCCUCUGCCCAUGGCCGCAACUUUGUCAGCUUCCGUGUUCAGGAGGCCCUUCGCGUGGCUCACACCCACCAUGCCAAUCAUGCACUCCCAGUCUACGUCUUCACGCGGCCCACCUAUAGCCGCAGGCUCACUGGGCUUAGUGAGAUGGACCUCAUCUCUACCAUUGGUGAGAGCGCAGCUCUGGGUGCAGCUGGUGUCAUCCUCUGGGGCGACGCCGGGUAUACCACAAGCACGGAGACCUGCCAGUACCUCAAGGAUUACCUGACACGGCUGCUGGUCCCCUACAUGGUCAAUGUAUCCUGGGCCACCCAGUAUUGCAGUUGGGCCCAGUGUCAUGGCCAUGGGCGCUGUGUGCGCCGCAACCCCAAUACCAAUACCUUCCUGCACCUCAGCGCCAAGAGCUUCCGCCUAGUGCCUGGACACGCACCUGGUGAGCCCCAGCUGCGACCUGUGGGGGAGCUCAGCUGGGCUGACCUUGAUCACCUGCAGACACAUUUUCGCUGCCAGUGCUACUUGGGCUGGGGUGGCGAGCAAUGCCAGUGGGACCGUAGGCGGGCAGCUGGAGGUGCCAGCGGGACCUGGGCUGGAUCCCACCUCGCCAGCCUGCUGGCUUUGGUAGCCCUGGCCUUCACCUGGACCUUGUAGGGGUCUCUUGCCUGGCUGCCUAGCAAGCUGGCCUCUGUCACAAGGGCUCUCCUGGGCAUGUAGGAGCCUGUAGGGGGUGGACAAACUCAACUCCACAGGGGGCAGAGCCCCUGGGAUGCCCAGCAGGACAUCUAUAUCAGCUCUCACCCCCCUGUUCUAAGGGGGAGGGGAAGUCCCCUGGGAGGUCCCUUCUCUCCUUGCCAGAGGGGACGGAGAAUACAGCUGGGCUGGGGAGGGCCUGACCCUACUCCCCUGCCCCUGGAUAGUUUAUUAUUAUUAUUUUGGGGUCUGUUUUGUAAAUUAAAUAUAAAACAACUGCU
Messenger RNA from Lemur catta (Ring-tailed lemur), 2971 nucleotides. RefSeq names its product hyaluronidase 2 (gene HYAL2). The transcript is spliced from 4 exons. Gene Ontology annotation, biological process: hyaluronan catabolic process; carbohydrate metabolic process. NCBI's taxonomy places the organism in Eukaryota, Metazoa, Chordata, Mammalia, Primates, Lemuridae. Bases 1230 to 2651 code for a protein of 473 amino acids. The record is from RefSeq and is a predicted model, not a curated record. Gene Ontology annotation, molecular function: hyaluronoglucuronidase activity; hyalurononglucosaminidase activity.